ACGUCAGGUGCCGAACGGACCAAUCAGGGACUGACUAGUAACUGGUGCCCUCUAAGUCUAUAUAUAUACUAAUUAGCACUUCUAAACCUGCAUAUAUAUUUUACAUAAAGAGUGUUAGAUCCAUUUUCCCGUUGAUCGUUAACAAAGAAGCAGCGCUCACUCACAGUUCAACGUGUCACUGAACUAAAUCAAGUAUUGCACUCGCAUCUCGCCUCUGGGAUCUCGGGUUUAAUUCCUGACUCAGCAUCACAUCCCUGUGACAAAAAUUUACAAUGGUGAACAUGUCGAGCACAACAAACGACACGACCGUAGAUACAGGUCUGGGGACCAAUGUCCAGAUCUUCAUGUACAGUACCCUCCUCGUGAUGUCCUUGAUCGGUAACGUGCUCGUCAUUACCGUGGUUUGUGGCAACAAAAACCUGAGAACUGUUUUCAACGCUUUCAUCGUCAACAUGGCUAUAUCUGACUUGUUCAUUCCUUUGCUUGCACUACCGAUAAAGAUUGUAGAAGUUGCGACAGAAAAGCAAAAUAUCUGGAUAAUCCAUGGUGGAUUUGGUAACGCCACAUGCAAGAUAUUCAUAUUGCUGAUAGACAUAUCCCCCGGUGUCACAGUCUUCAGCCUUGUCGUUAUAGCCAUCAAUAGGUUCGCUGCUAUCGUGAAGCCUAUGUCCCAUGCUGAACUCUUCAGCAUCAAAAGGUGUAAAAUCAUGAUCGCCUUGACCUGGAUUUCAGUGACUGUUUUUUUCUCACCUUAUUUCUACGUCUACCGAACUACGACAUUCAAAAGCUACAACGUAUGUGAGAUCGAUUGGAUAGAGCCAUUUGACAACACGAAGUCCUUAAUCAUAUUCACCUCCUUCCUCAUCGUUAUCUUUUUUGUUUCUCCUUUUACCUUGAUAAUUUUUCUUUACUCGAUCAUCAUCUACAAACUCCAUGCAGACUCCAAAACUGUCGUCGAAAUGCUAGACAGUCAAGAGGCUCGCAAGAGAAAGUUAAGGAACAAACAAAUCUUCUUCUUAUCGGUGGCCAUGAUUGUCGCAUUUGCAGUUUUCUGGGGACCAUUCUUCAUGUUUCUCUUCACAGGUUUGAUAAAGCAAAACCUCGUUAUCCCGAAUGUGUAUCUGAUAGUGCAGUUUCUUGGAUAUACCAACUCUGUCAUCAAUCCAUUGAUAUACUUCAUAUUUAUGAGGAGGUUUAGGCUUGGAUUGAAGCUUCUUUUCUGCAAGUGUUUGGAGAACGAGCCCCAUAGAUCGCCGACUGUCAGCAAUACACGAUCACUUUUUCUGACGACCAAAGACGGCGUAAAUGAGGAGAAGAUUAAGUUGAAGUUUAUAGGAAAUUGUUCAAGCAAGCAAGAUUGUGUGGGUACGCGUACAGAGGACUGCAAGACGCCGACGCCGCCAAGUAAUGAGGUUAACAUGACCACAAGUAAGGGAUGCUUAAUUACAUCUAGACUAUAACGACACUCAGGAAAGUUCUGCAGAUUUGUAGAAGCCAAAAGUGGAACCAUUCUGGAGUUUUAAAGAAUUAUACCAACUAACUGUAGAUACUCAGUUAAAAACUUAUAAGUUAACAUAGAAGAUUGCAAGGCUACAAGUAAGGACAACUGUUAACCUAGCUAUAAUUUAAACUCAAGACCAAAAUUUUGCAGAUUUGCAGAAUAUCUACUGAUGAACAUAUAAAGGACGGCUGAGCUGGACUGGAGUUUCUAAGUCCUCAUACUGUAAUAGUAAAGAGUACAAGUAGAGAAGAUUGCAAGACCCCAAGUAAGUAAGGCUGUUCAUCUAGACUACUAGACUGAAGUUACUCCAUGAAGUUCUGGAGAUUUGCCGAAGCCAUCAAAAAAGAAAAACCCGAGCUAGUCUGGAAUUUUUAAGAAAUGCAAUCGACUAAUUUUAAAAGAUAGAAAUAGCAAAGAAGGCAAGUAAAAAAGAUUGCAUGACCACAAGUAAAGGAAACAAGAGAAUAUGAACUAAGAGAAGGAAUUCUACCUAUAUAGCCUUGUAACUGUCAUGUGCACAGUUUGAUGCUAUUUUUAGCUUGGAGAUAUUUUGAGCUAAGAACCUGAUUGGUUGAUUUCUCGAGGGUAGACGGCUUCCAGACUUUCAGUAAACAAAGCCUGUGUUUUUGUUGUGGACGUAGAGAAAUAUGGCGCUUUUCGUGUCCUAAAACGAGGCACUAAAAAGAAGCAUGAUUAUCGCGCGAUCAUGGUAACGAGUUAAAAAUAGCAUCAAUGAUUCUAAAAAUAGUAUCAAAGUGUGCACAUGAUGGGGCACGGGGAUUCCUUCUCUUAGUUCAUUUUCUUUUGAAGGAAACUAUUCCACCAGCUAUGAACACACUAGCUAGUCUUAUAGAAUAAUUCACUAAUGUACCUGACGUGAAAGUAUAAAUUCUAAGAUUUGCAGUAACCAGCUUAAUUCGCGCACAUAGUAUACUAGUACAAUUAUAAAAUAAGAUCACCUUUCGAAAUCUUUUCAAAAUGAAACUAUAAGAAAGUAAGAAAAAAGUUUUAGGAAGCAAUGUAGAUAUUCCCAGCCGACAUAAAUCUAAUCCUCGUAGGAAAAGUCAAACAACAACAACAACAAUAAAAAUAAUGAUGAUGAUGAUGAUGAAGACGACGACGACGAUGGUGAUGAUGACAAUGGCGAUGACGACGACGAUAAUGGUGAUUACAAUGACAAUGACAAUGACAAUAAAGAUGACGAUGAUGAUGACGAUGACGAUGACAAUGAGGACGACGAUGAAAAUGAUAAAGACGAUAAUGAUGGCUAUAGAUAGAGAAAGAUAAACCAGAAGAGCGAAAGGGAUGUAGGAAUAAAAGCCAUAUAUCAUAAAGUCCAUGCAUGUUGAUUGGAACRAAAAAAAAAA
Messenger RNA from Actinia tenebrosa (Australian red waratah sea anemone), 2868 nucleotides. Its product is annotated as pyroglutamylated RF-amide peptide receptor. NCBI's taxonomy places the organism in Eukaryota, Metazoa, Cnidaria, Anthozoa, Actiniaria, Actiniidae. The record is from RefSeq and is a predicted model, not a curated record. Gene Ontology annotation, molecular function: G protein-coupled receptor activity. Gene Ontology annotation, cellular component: membrane. Gene Ontology annotation, biological process: G protein-coupled receptor signaling pathway.